CCUUAUAAAUAAUAGAUUUUUAUUUUAUUUUUGAAUACUUAUAAAUAUUAUAGAUGACAGCCUAUUCUCAUUUACUUGCAACAAAUUAUAAGACACUUAUUUCACAAUAUCUUGCAGAAGAUGUUCCUUCCUUUGAUUAUGGAGGAUUUGUAGUAGGAGAAGAAGAACAAACUGCUAUUCUUUAUUGUAAAGCAGAAGGUGUUGUAGCUGGUGUACCUUUCUUUGAUGAAGUAUUCAAGCAACUUGACUGCAGGGUUCAAUGGUAUUGUAAUGAAGGUGAUUAUAUCAAACCAAAAGGUAAACAAGAGAUCGCUAGAGUUUAUGGUCCAGCCCGAAAGAUUCUGUUGGGUGAACGCACUGCUUUAAAUAUUAUUUCUCGAUGCAGUGGUAUUGCAUUAAGAGCUCGAAAAAUCUAUGAAUUGAAAAAGGCAAAGGGCUUUCAUGGUGUCAUUGCUGCUACUAGAAAGACUACUCCAGGUUUUAGAUUAAUAGAAAAGUAUGGUGUACUUGUAGGUGGUUUAGAUACACAUCGUAUGGACCUGUCAUCUAUGGUGAUGCUUAAGGACAAUCAUAUUUGGAGCUCAGGUUCAAUUACAAGGGCUGUACAAAAUGCUCGUAGUGUUUGUGGUUUCGCUUUAAAAAUCGAAGUUGAAUGUCAAUCAGAAGAAGAAGCAGAUGAAGCCAUUGCUGCAGGGGCUGAUAUCGUUAUGUUGGAUAAUUUUAGUAGCGAAGGCUUAAAAGAAGCUGCAAAGAGUAUUAAAACCCGUUGGGCUGCUAAAGGAAAUACUCAGUUUUUAAUUGAAAGUAGUGGUGGAAUUACUUUCGAAACCUGUGAAGCUUAUUUUUGUGAUGAUAUUGAUAUAUUAAGCAUGAGCACUGUCACUCAAGGUGUUCCUCAUGUUGAUUUUUCAUUAAAGAUUAACAAGUCACAAUAAACUUGCUUAUAUGCUGCUUAUGUUCUUUUGCCCAUAUUAACCUUCCUCUUCCCACC
Molecule: messenger RNA, 991 nt
Organism: Cokeromyces recurvatus
Lineage: Eukaryota; Fungi; Mucoromycota; Mucoromycetes; Mucorales; Mucoraceae
Product: Quinolinate phosphoribosyl transferase
Exons: 6
Coding region: 54-935 (293 amino acids)
Biological process (GO): quinolinate catabolic process; NAD+ biosynthetic process
Cellular component (GO): cytoplasm
Molecular function (GO): nicotinate-nucleotide diphosphorylase (carboxylating) activity
Source: RefSeq, a predicted model, not a curated record